Messenger RNA from Aspergillus affinis, 231 nucleotides. Its product is annotated as ankyrin. Lineage: Eukaryota; Fungi; Ascomycota; Eurotiomycetes; Eurotiales; Aspergillaceae. The transcript has a single exon. The record is from RefSeq and is a predicted model, not a curated record. Bases 1 to 231 code for a protein of 76 amino acids.
AUGAACCUCCAAUCCCUCCCCCCUGAGCUCAUCCUCUCCAUAACAACUCACAUCCCAAACACCUCCAACCUGUACGCCCCCCUCUGCCAAGUAAGCCACUACUUCUACAACAUAACCAUCACCGCCCUCUACCGUGCCAACAUCCGCAACGACUACAACAGCGCCCUCCAAUGGGCCUCCAUCUACAACCUCCCGCACCUAACGCGAGACAUGCUCGCGCACGCCGGUUGA